GUUCUAACCUUUGAUCAGAGUCUAUAGACUUUUCAGCAAAUCAAGUUCUCAGUGAUGUCCUAACAAACAAACAAAAUGAAAAUAAAGUCAUAAAUAGAGAUAAUAAAAGGAGUAAUUAUUAUUUUUUUUAUAAUCUUUGUGCACGAGUGUGCUCAUGCAUGUGCGUGUGCACGUCAGUCGAUUAGACUCUGUAAUCACUCAUGCUCCGUUCAUUGAUCAUUACCAACCACCUGGCAGAGACAUCACAGCCGUCAUGGAUGAAGGAAAGCAGCUGACCGGCACGCUGGCUUUGGCCGUGUUCACGGCAGCUCUGGGAUCGCUGCAGUUUGGAUACAGCCUGGGAGUUAUCAAUGCACCCCAGAAGAUCAUAGAGAACCACUACGCUCGGGCCUUGGGGGUGUCCUUAGAGAGGUCCGUGAUGCUGGAAAACAGCACCGACCUCCUGGAGGAGCCCAAACACCCGUCGGUGGUCAUGUACUGGUCGUUGUCUGUGGCGAUCUUCUCCAUCGGUGGGAUGGUGUCCUCCUUCCUGGUGGGAUUCAUUGCCGACCUGAGAGGGAGGGUGAAGGGCAUGCUAAUGGUCAACGUUCUGGCCGUCAUAGCAGGCCUCCUGAUGGGUCUCUGUAAGAUGUGGUCGCCCCACAUCAUGGUCAUCAUGGGUCGGGCCGUCAUGGGCUUCUACUGCGGGUUGACUUCGGGGUUGGUGCCCAUGUACAUUGGCGAGAUUGCCCCCAAAGCGUACAGAGGCGCCCUCGGAGCCUUACACCAGCUGGCUAUCGUCAUCGGCAUCCUCCUCAGUCAAGUGAUAGGCUUGGACUUUGUGCUCGGUAACGAUGAAAUGUGGCCGCUGUUGCUGGGUCUGUCCGGAGCUCCCGCCAUAGUGCAGUCCCUGCUGCUGCCUCUGUGCCCCGAGAGCCCCCGCUACCUCUACAUCCUGCUCGGGAAGGAGCAAGAGGCUAAAAAAAGUCUUCUGCGUCUAAAGGGGCCGUGUGACACCACCACUGAUCUGGAGGAGAUGAAGAGGGAGAAAGAGGAGGCGGAUAAGGAGGCGAAGGUUUCCAUCCGUUCUCUGAUCUUCUCCUCCGUGUACAGGCAGCAGCUGGUCGUUGCUCUCAUGAUGCACCUCUCCCAGCAGAUGUCGGGCAUUAAUGCAAUCUUUUACUACUCCACUUCCAUCUUUGAACAAGCCGGCGUCGGCCAGCCGAUCUACGCCACCAUAGGGGUCGGGGUGAUCAACACCAUCUUCACUAUGGUGUCUGUGGUGCUGGUGGACCGAGCUGGCAGGCGGACUCUGACUCUGGCGGGUCUGGGAGGGAUGUGCAUCUGUGCUGUAGCUAUGACUGUGGGGCUGAAAUAUCAGUUUGACCUUCCGUGGAUGAGCUACGUCAGCAUGGCGGCCAUCUUCCUCUUCGUGAGCUUCUUUGAAAUCGGUCCCGGUCCCAUCCCAUGGUUCAUUGUGGCUGAGAUCUUCAGUCAGGGGCCUCGGCCGGCAGCCAUCGCCCUGGCAGGCUGCUGUAACUGGACCAGCAACUUCAUCAUUGGUUUGACCUUCCCGUACAUCCAGGCACUGAUGGGCUGCUACGUCUUCAUCCUCUUCGCCGCCUUGCUCCUCUGCUUCACUCUGUUUAUUUAUUUCCGUGUCCCUGAGACGAAGGGCAAAACUUUUGAGGAGAUCGCCGCGAUCUUCCAAAAGAAACAUCAAAUGACUAAAGACAGCACUGAACUGGAUCACCUGAAGAAGUCCUCAGACGCUUAGAUCUCCAUCCUCUUUAAAGAACCACCUCGACCUGCAAUGUCAGACAUGGAGCAGAGUUUACAUGUAAUUCAAACAUGAACUUCUAUAAUGUGUCAAAGUCGCGGGUAAGACUGGGUUCGUUCCAGCUGACUGUUUUUAUCCACCACUUUGAUUCUAUCUACCUAGAUGAGAGAGAAGCUACACAGACACUAAUGUGGUCAAACGAGCUCAAACUGCUGUUUUACAAACUGACAAACCACAUAUGUGAGAGAUGUUACGCACAGUUUUGACCUAGACUGCACUUUUCAGCUCAGUUAAACCUUAAAAUGUAGAAUUUCUGUUUAUUUAAUUGACAACAUCGUGGAGCCUAGAAUACGAAGAUCUACGUAGGCCUCUUUUUGAAUGCUCGUCUAGCUCAUGGUGUUCACACUGGACAAGCAGGGAGGGGCUUCCUCCAAUUCUUCUUUUUCUUUUGCUACUGUUUACUAGCACUUGUCUGCCACCUACAGUUGGAUGGGAGUUGGUGCAAAAUAUCAAAUUGGUGCAAAUUUCAUAGAAUUCAACAAUUUGCGAUUAUUCAUUUUUUCUUCGUGAUUAAUUUUCUUCUUCGGGAGCCGAUUCUUUUGAUUCAACUCCCCGGAAAGAAUUGGCUCUCGACUCUUUACAAAAGAUUUUAUGCUAACCUUUAUUUUUUUUUACUAUAACUUUCCCCAAAAUAAUGAUUUGUAUGAUAAAAGAUGCUUUAUUGGAUAGAUAAGCUUUAAUCUGGAACAGGAUCACAAUCAUUAAGCAGUUCACAUAGAGUGCCAAGAGUUCACAAGAUGACUAAAAAGAUUAAUAAAUUAAAAUAAAAUACUAAAAGUCUACAGAAAAUAUAAAAAAAUAGUUGAAAGAAGCCUCAGAAUUGCAUUUUUGUAAAUUUAUUCCCCUACGAACGAAUCUUUUGAUUAAUAUUUUAAUCAAAAUCUGACAUACAAGUACUUUUAGGAUAUUUUUUAUUACUUAAUCUUUCCAUUUCUAGUUUUAGAGAAUUAAAAGACAGGUCCAAAAAAACACAAGUUUUCUUUUUUAUAAAAUGAUAUCGAGGAAAAUAAGAAAUAAAUGUCAUGAAGUUUAGGAGACUGAAGAAGGCGUCUCCACGCCACGGCGGCUCACUGUCUGCCCGUCAGUCGGCCUUCUGGAGCCCGACGUAUCUCCAACAGUAGCAGGACAGGCUCCAGCAACCCCCGGCCCCUAAAGGGACAGUUUCAGAAAAGGGUUGGAAUUUCAGGAUGAAAAUGCUUGGAUUAAACCUCCGUGAACUCUACUCACUGAUUGAGUUGCUCUGUGUCACGUGACCGAGACUGAGUCCCUGAUUGGUUGAUGCAACCAAUAGCGCUGCGGAACCUCAGAUUGUGUCUUUAUUAUUGACAUAAGAUUGAAACCCGAUGCACCAUCGCUUUCGGUGUGAGCGAGCGAAAGUCACUGAAAACGUCACGUGCCCACAGCUGAUUGGCAGAUGCGACCCGGCGACCUGCCAAACUUUAGAUAUUGAAAUUUUGGCUGCGCCGCCCGAUUCGCCCCGUGUUACUCAAAUCAAGCUGCUGGCAGAACUUCCCGCUUGAACACCAAACAGAGAUUCUGAAGACCUUAGAUUCAUGAACUAGCAUCAAUGGCCUGAAGGCAGAGAAGCCAUUUUAGAGCUGAGAAUUUGACGAAUAAUUUAAUAAUCAAGUUUUUAUUUAGGAUGAAUGUUCAAAUAAAAUGGUGGCUUAUCCAUAAGACCCAACACUAAACACGGACCAAUCAAAGAAGAGCUGUUUAGCUGACAGGGCUUCUUCUUAAGAGACGCCACAGCCAAUCAUUAUCCUCGACCAACCAUCUUCCUUCUCUGAACCCAAACCAUCUUCUUUGGUCUUUUCCUGUUCCUCCUCUCUUCAAGCCAUCUCAAUCAACCAAUCAUGUCUGAUCCUCGUCCCUCCCAAAGAGAACCUCCACAUCUAUCACUUUGGUGUUUUAUUUUUCCAAAAUCUUGAUUUUGUUUCUUUUUUUUAACCUUUUUACUUGAUUUUAUCAGGACUCACUGAAUUGAACCCAUUAAACACAGUCAGUGCUGCAUCCUUCAGUGUUUUGACCACAAGAUGAGCAGAUUAAAUGAAGAAAUGGGAAUAAAUUAUAGAUUUAAUCCACAA
This is a messenger RNA of Oryzias melastigma (Indian medaka), 3906 nucleotides long. It is a transcript of the gene slc2a2, whose product is annotated as solute carrier family 2 member 2. The coding region runs from base 155 to 1756 and encodes 533 amino acids. The record is from RefSeq and is a predicted model, not a curated record. Gene Ontology annotation, cellular component: brush border; membrane. Gene Ontology annotation, biological process: monosaccharide transmembrane transport. The transcript is spliced from 12 exons. Lineage: Eukaryota; Metazoa; Chordata; Actinopteri; Beloniformes; Adrianichthyidae. Gene Ontology annotation, molecular function: hexose transmembrane transporter activity.